Messenger RNA from Actinia tenebrosa (Australian red waratah sea anemone), 1066 nucleotides. RefSeq lists its product as uncharacterized. The record is from RefSeq and is a predicted model, not a curated record. Lineage: Eukaryota; Metazoa; Cnidaria; Anthozoa; Actiniaria; Actiniidae.
CUUCACAGGGAUUAGAGAUGACCUCACCCUUUUAUUGGACGAAAACAUGACAGCUGUUAAUAUUUGUGCAUUACACUGUGAACUACGAAAUAUGGAACAGCUUCUUGCUUCCCUUGGUUUAUUCUGUCACAAGAUUGGUUCAUUAGCUGAGURCAAUGCUGCCCUUAAAGAAUAUGGUCCUCAAACCAUGAAAAAAGACAGGAUUCGUAUCAGUACAAAACCAGGACAGGAAACAAUGGUUGAGAAGCACAAUGUCAAAGUUGCAUCAUUUUCAGGGCCUACCGAGAGAAAAUUUCUUCAAAAUUCGACUGUCAUUGUUGAAAGAUCAUUGCCCCUGCCAAAGCUGAAAGAACAUUUCAGAGAUGUUGAAGCUGCCAAGUUGUUUGUACUGAACAAGAUAACAUUCUAUCAAGAGCGUGUCUUGUAUUUUCAAGCUUUGAAAGACAAUGAAAAGUUUGUACGGGACUUUGGCACUCAUCAAGAGGAGAUCAAUAUCAAAGAUCAAGCUGUUGGCAAGAGAAUUGAUGAGCUGCUAAAGUCAUGGAAAGAGAAGGUUGAUGAUGUGUCCAACAAAUUCACUGAGGCAUUGAAGCACAACACAAGUUCUAGAAAGAAGCCCAAGAAAAAGAAAAGAUUGCAGGCUUAUGAAGAAAAUGAUGUUUUAGGAACUCUUGCUGCUGAUCUUGCUCUUGAAUGUUAUAUAAAGGUCUUUUCUGGUUGGAAUGAUAUUGCCUUAGUAAUGAGAAAGAAAUUGUUCAAGAAAGAUGAGGAGCAUUUAAUUGAUUUAUUCGACAUUCAGUGUAAAGAAUGGGGCUUUCUCCUACGGGAGGUCUUUGGUUUGAAGCUUGGGACAGGAGAUUAUGGGCACAUGGCCAUUGAGCAUGCCUCAAUGCUCCUGAGAAACCAUCGAUCUAUUGGUGCCAUGUCAACUCAGGGCUUUGAAUCAAGCCACAAAGUACACAGGCAACUCUAUUUGAGAGCAACAUCCCAUGAUGUUUCAGAAGGCAUAUCAUCAAGUAAGGGGACAAAUAAAAAACUAAGAGCAGCCAUCAAAGAUAUAAUAAAA